Messenger RNA from Anisakis simplex (herring worm), 537 nucleotides. The record is from the annotation of a GenBank genome assembly. NCBI's taxonomy places the organism in Eukaryota, Metazoa, Nematoda, Chromadorea, Rhabditida, Anisakidae.
AUGGUCACAUGUGCAUGCCAACGUAAAACGGCCGAGAUGCGUUGUGUGGAUGUGGAACGCGCUUAUCAGAAGAUGAUGGCCGUACGUGUUUCGGAGGCAUCUGAGGAAAGUGAUUCGUCGCAGAAGCGUAUUCUAAAACGUUCACCAAGUCUGGACAAAUAUAGAUGUCUACCAUGCGAUUCAGACUGUCGUCGUAUUAUGCGUAACAAAAAAGUUGCGAGCGCACUCAGCAUACCGACAGAUUCAGAAGCGAAUAAUCUCUCUGUGCUCGACGGAACAGUCUCCUCAGUGCCAACCUACACGGACUUCUUGAAGGCACAACUGCAGAAAUCAUUUAAACAUGUUUUGGAAGUGGAAAAUGCUUUGGUGGAUCUGGUGCAUGCCGUAGAAUUGGUUAGUGUUGGUUCAAAUUUAGUGCAUUUGAUUGGCUUUUUGAAAAUUUCACACGAAAGUGGCGCCACACGUACACACAUAUUCCGGCCCAUGACAUCGGAGAACCGUCGUCUGAUCCAUGAAUACGCGUGUUAUUUUCGGGUG